Molecule: messenger RNA, 9261 nt
Organism: Hemicordylus capensis (graceful crag lizard)
Lineage: Eukaryota; Metazoa; Chordata; Lepidosauria; Squamata; Cordylidae
Gene: PLEKHH1
Product: pleckstrin homology, MyTH4 and FERM domain containing H1
Exons: 31
Coding region: 430-4782 (1450 amino acids)
Cellular component (GO): cytoskeleton
Source: RefSeq, a predicted model, not a curated record
AUUAGAAUGACUGGUUAUUUAAAUUUCAGUGCCUUUGUGACAUCACCAUCACUAUAACAAUACAUCCGUCUCAGAAGUGCACCUAGAUCGUGCCGAUCACCCAGACUGCAUGGGCAUUUUUUAUAUCAGCACCAGCUAUUCAGAUGAGGAAAGGGCACAGUCCAGAGUGCAUUACAAGAUUUGUUACUGUUUGGAAUAGAAAUAAUACUUAGUAUUGGUAGAGAAUGUUCAAAGCACUCCACGUGUAUUAUCUUGUUUCAGUCCUUAUAACUAUCCUGUACGGGCAGCCCUUAUUUGAUUAACAGACUGGAGGAGAUCAGCAGGCGGAUGGCAACGCUCGGUUCCUGAGCACAAUAUAACCUUGUUCUGACCAAGAACAAUACAAGAACUCUCUGAGGAGGCCAGCUUGGGAAAAGGAAGGAGCUCAAAAUGACAGAGCUCGCAGUUGAGAAUGGCAGCUGCAUGGACUGGCAGAAACGAUGUCUUGCAUUGGAGACCCAACUCUUCAAAUUCCGCCUGCAAGCUAGUAAGAUCCGGGAGCUUUUGGCUGAGAAGAUGCAGGAACUGGAACAAAGGGUGGUUGAGGCAGAACAAAGAGCCCAAAAUGCAGAAAAACAGUGUGAGGGGAUCUUUCAGGUUGAACUCAUGGAAGAGAAGUUGAAACUUGCCAACAUGAAAACAAAUGAAUCAAGUGAACACAAGAAAUACCAGGAGCUGAUGAGCAGAGUGCAAGAAAAGGAUGAACUGAUAAAAAAACUGGAGACACAACUCAGAGAUGAGAAGCAGCUGAGAGCACAGGAAGCUAAAAUUGUUCAAGAAAAAGCUGCCAAAAUUAAGGACUGGGUGACAGCAAAACUGAGAGAGCUUGAGCUGGAAAACCAUUAUCUCAAAGGUUGUAACCUGAGGCAGAGUGAGCAGAUCAAAGCCCUUCAAGAAGCACUGCAGGAUCUGACUACUGUUCCUGCAGAAUCUGUUUCAAGCUGUAACAUUCAGCUGCUGAGAGACCCAUUGUCAUCCCUCCUUGAGACCUCAGACCAGGAUUCCAAGAUUCUUGCAAUGGACAUCAAACAGUCAUACCCAGGUGUAUCUAUGAAAGGCAUUCCUUAUAUAACAAGUGUACUCUUUAUGGAUGAUGCUUAUGUGGCAGAUGAGGCUGUCAAAUCAAUGCCCUCUCAGAGCUCACUGAGAUUUAUCUCUGAUACCUCAAACUACAAGCAUCCUUCAGUGAAUGACUUGGUUUCCAUGGGAAACCCAAAAAACUGCACAGUGUCACCAAACCACCAAGCUGAGACUAUGACAUUUCAUGGAGCUUUAGCUUUUCAGCCUCCUCUAGAGGAAUUUCAGAGCUCUAUCACUGCUUCCAAUAAAAAAGAAUCGGACCGAUACAAUCCAUCAGAUGAACAAAGUACUUUCAGCAGUCAUAGAUUCAACUUCUCUGGGGAAAUGAAAAAUACACUUAAUAGUUCUGUCUCAACAUCAAUUUCAGCUCUGAAGCUGCCAACAUCCAUUACUUCAAUACCUUCCAAUUUCCCAUUGAGAGAAGGUGGACUAGGUAAUAGCAUGACACUUCCCAAAACUCGGACUCCUAGCAAUUUAAGGGACAGUAUUCAGCUAACCAAGAGGCAUUAUAGCCAGCCACAGCCAGGCACUGAUUCCUUCCAUCAUGUAGUGAACAUUGAGAUUAGUACUUUUCAGCCUAUAAGAGCUGCUACACCAUGCCAGGGACCAGUGGAAGAGACAGAUAUUGAUGAAGAGGUUGCAGAGAAGAUGGAAAUGGAAGACUGUUCGGUGGAGGAGGCAAGGAUGGGUGAGGAGACACCUCAGCACUUUGGUUCAAGUAAGAAGACAGUAAUUUCUGAACCCAGAUUAAAGGACCCAGGAAGCAAGCCACCCACUCCUCCCUUACACAGGUUUCCAUCUUGGGAGAGUCGGAUCUAUGCAGUAGCCAAAUCUGGCAUGAGACUUUCAGAAGUGGCUCUUGUGAGUGACUCUACUAGCUGGACUUCCAGUUCCCCAGUCUGUUCAGUCUCUGGGCCAUUCACCUGCCUUAUUUACAGAAAUAUCACAGUGCCAGUCUACACCAUGCUUAAAGGGAAAGCUACCCAAAUCAGCAAUGUUCCUUUCUUAGAUGAAUCCUCAGGCUCUGAUGAUGACUGCGGCUCCCAUGUUAGUUUCAGAACCUCCAAUGCAGGAUAUGAGCCCAGAAAAACAAGCACACCAGGCAGCCCUCGUGCAGUCAAACGAGCAGGUGUCUCUAUGUCCUCACUAAGCUCAGAGGGUGACUAUGCCAUCCCCCCUGAUGCCUACUCCUUGGAUGAAGACUACUGUGCACCAGAGCAUAAACUGCAACGAACAUCAUCCUACUCCACUGAUGGUGGGCUCUGCAGUGAAUCCCUGGAGAAAUCUGGCUAUUUGCUGAAAAUAAGCAGUCGGAUGAAGACCUGGAAAAGACGAUGGUUUGUUUUGAAAAAUGGACAGAUCAUGUAUUAUAAGUCCCCGAGUGAUAUCAUUUGCAAACCUCAGGGGCAGGUUGAGCUGAAUUCUUCUUGCCAGAUUGUGCGGGGUGAAGGAUCCCAAACGUUCCAGCUCAUCACUGAAAAAAGGACCUACUGUCUGACAGCUGACUCUCCUAACAUCCUGGAAGAGUGGAUCCGUGUUCUUCAAAAUAUCUUGAAGGUGCAAGUGACUAGUCCCACUGAUAUCCCUCUCAGUGAUGCCAAACCCAUUGUGAAAGGCUGGCUUACCAAGGUGAAACAUGGACGUUCCAAGCUAGUUUGGUGCAUACUGACUGGAAAAACAUUUUACUAUUUUCGAAAUCAUGAAGAUAAGUGUCCUCUGGGGCAUUUGCACAUGCGUGAAUCAAAGGUGGAAGAAGUGGAUCGCUCUUCUGACUCUGAUGAGGAUUAUGAGGCUAAUGGUGGGGGUCUCCUUUCUUCACAUUGCACCCUGGUUAUUCACCCUCCAGACCAGAGUCCCACUUAUCUCCUCAUUGGUACCAAACAAGAGAAGGAUACCUGGUUAUAUCAUCUGACAGUAGCAGCAGGCAGCAGCAGUGCAAAAGUGGGCACUGCCUAUGAGCAGCUGAUUGGGAAGCUACUGGAUGCAGAAGGAGACCCUUAUUCUCCUUUGUGGAAACACCCAAUGCUGUGUUACAGCAAGGAUGGGUUGCAGACAUCCCUCACCACUCUGCCUUCAGAGGCAUUGCAGACAGAGGCCCUCAAACUCUUCAAGUCUUGCCAGCUGUUCAUCAAUGUCCCAGUGGAAGCCUCAUCUAUUGAUUAUCAUGUGUCAUUGGCUCAGACAGCACUACAGGUUUGCCUGACCCACAGUGAACUACAGAAUGAAAUCUACUGUCAGUUAGUGAAGCAGACUAGCCGAGAGGCUCAGAACCACUCAGUCAUUCAGUGUUGGCAGUUACUGGCUCUAUGUGCUCCUCUCUUUCUGCCUCAGCACCAUUUCCUUUGGUAUCUCAAGCAUCACUUGCAGCGGCAUGCAGACCCCAAAAGUGAAAUAGGCAAGUAUGCAAUCUAUUGUCAGAGAUCAGUGGAGCGCACCUUGCAAGCUAGAGAGCGAGAAGCCAGACCUUCCCGAAUGGAGAUAGUGUCCAUUUUGCUGAGAAAUCCCUACCACCACUCACUCCCCUUCAGCAUUCCAGUCCACUUCAUGAAUGGGACCUAUCAGGUGGUAGGCUUCGAUGGCUCCUCAACUGUUGAUGAGUUCCUGCAGCGGCUGAACCAGGAGACAGGAAUGAGGCGAUCAUCCCACUCUGGAUUUUCACUCUUUACAGAUGAUCCUUCUGGCAAGGAUCUAGAGCACUGCCUUCAAGGCCCUGUGAAGAUCUGUGAUGUAAUUUCAAAGUGGGAACAAGCUUUGAAGGAGUUGAGUCCUGGAAAAUAUGAAGGUGGCACAAAAAUAGUGAAACUAACAUAUAAAAACAGAUUGUAUUUCCGAAGCCAAGCAAAAGAUGACACAGACCGAGAGCGCUUGCUGCUGGCUUUCCAGAUUAGUGGUGAAAUAGCCAGUGGGAGGUUCCCUGUCAGUAAGGAGCUGGCUCUGGAAAUGGCAGCUUUAAUGGCUCAGGUGGAAUAUGGAGAUUUGGAUCGAGCAGUACCAUUAAGCCCUGGGGGCUCAUCUCACUCCAAAAUGCAACAUCUUAUCCAGCAGGUCCUAGAAAAAUACUACCCAAAGCAGUACAAACAUAAUGCUACUCCUGAGCUGCUAAGGCGGCUGGCUGACCAACUGGCUACGAAGUGGAUGCUGCUGCAGGGAUGCUCUCUGCAGGAAUGUGUCCGGAUCUAUUUGACGGUGGCUCGGAAAUGGCCCCUCUUUGGAGCCAAGCUGUUUACUGCUAAGCCUGUCCUACCUUCUCCCUUGGAAGACUGCCCACUGUGGAUAGCUGUGAAUGAAGAUGGAAUCAGUAUAUUAGAAUAUAAUACUAUGCACUUAAAACUGGCUUACUUGUACUCUUCGGUGCUGACCUUUGGAGGCUGUCAGGAUGAUUUUAUGGUGGUUGUCACUCAAAACAAGGACAGGCGUUCUGGAAAACCCUUCCCUGAAAAACUACUUUUUACAAUGACAGCUCCAAAGAUUGUUGAGUUGACUCUUCUUAUUGCCAGCUAUAUUAACUACUGCUCAUCAACACCACACAUGUCUCCUAUGGCUACUGCUCAGACCAUCAGUUCAUCAUGGACUACAUCAUCUACUAAGAAGCUCAUGGAACUGGAAAACAGAUCCUUCUUUCCUACUCUGCCACGAACCACUAAGGGGCCUACACUGCUGUGAACAUGGUUUCCAAGUGUCUUUAGGAAUUGUCAUGCCAUGCUGUGGACUGCUGUGAUUUCACUGGUUAAGUGCCCUGUUCAUCAAGCAGACUCCACAUCUACCCCUUUGGUGAAGCACCACAUUCCUAGAGCCUUGUUUAGAGCUAGAUUGCCUUUCUUCUUUAAACUAAAGUUUUGAGAGUUCAUCUGCUUUUAAUUUCCAAAUGCCCCAGGCCAGGAAACUUGAUUUUUGCUUUUGUCUCUUGAUUACCACAAAAUGUGAUGAUAGCCAGUAGCCUGGAUGGCUUUAAGACGGGUUUAGAUAAAUUCAUGGAGGAAAGGUCUAUCAAUGGCUACUAGUCUGAGAGCUAUAGGUCACCUCUAGCCUCAGAGGCAAGAUGCCUCUAAAUACUAGUUGCAGGGGAGUAGCAGUAGAAGAGAGGGCAUGCCCUCACCUAUUGUCUGUGAGCUCCCUAGAGGCAUCUGGUGGACCACUGUAUGAAGCAGAAUGCUGGACUAGAUGGGCCUUGGACCUGGUCCAGCAGGGGUUUUCUUAUGUUCUUAUGCCUGAUCAUAUUCUUCCUUUUUCACAUUCUCUCUGUGAAAACAGCACCUCUUUGUUAUCUGAGCUUCUGAUUUUUCUAAACACUUUGUUUCCCCACUCCUGCAACCAAAAGUGAGUAGAAUAAAUGAAUAUGUACAGUGGCUGACGUCUAGAGCAGUCUAGUGGGGAUGCAAUGUGAGCUGCAUCCUUGCAGUUAGAGGCUGCUCGUAAUGCAGCUGGAGAGCUUCCCCACUACUUCUGCAUCCACCCAUGGGGGAGCAAUUUUGGACAAUCUUUGCUAUCUCUGGUAAUGAUCUGUCCUUUCAAGAAUAUGUUGCUGAGGGCUGUGUGAUCCGCAGGCAAAUAUUUUCAGAUAGCACAGCACAUGACACUUUCAGAGACAGCAGAGAUAGUCCAAUCUCCUACACAGGCACAGUGGUAGUAGGGAAGCUUCUCUACAGCAUGGGUGUGUUUUCUUGGCAUAUCUACACUCCAUUUUUUCUGGAAGCCAGCCUAUAUUCCUCCUCAUGACAUUUAAAAAUGAAAUGCUUUGAAGGAAAUAUGGUCUGGCAGCCUACAAAAUAUACUGGUCACAAUGAAUGUCAACAGUAUUACAAGUGUUAAAUACUUUAACACAACACAAUACAUCCGACUUUGCAUGGUAUGGAGUGUUAUCUUGUGUGUGUUCACUCAGAAGCAAGUCCUACUAUUUUCAGUGGAAUGUAUUAGUAAGUAAGUGUGCAUACAAUUGCAGCUUUUGUGGACAACUUCCAGAAUAAUAUAUUAUUCAUGGAAAGGUGGGAUAUAAACACUUAUAAUAAAUGAAUACAUUGGUGUUUUUAAAAAGAGAGCCUGGGGAGAGGAAAUAGCUAGGUUGUGGGUUUUCCCCAUCUCAAUGACUUUUGUACCUGCUUUUCACAAGGAUAAUAUUUAGCAACUUGAAAAUGAAGAAACAUGUUCGGAAAGAUUUGCUUUAGAGAGAGAGCCGGGGGAAAUGAAAUAACAAGGCAGUGGGUUUUCUCCAGUCUCAAGGACUUUUAUGCCGGUUUUCACAGGCAUAAUGUUUAGUUCUCUGAAAAAGGCAAAAACUGGCUGAAGGACUGGAGGGAGACCUUUGAGUAUAGGUCCACAAAGUAAUUGUAUCUGGCUCCUGACAGCCCUAUCAAACUUCAGUCCAUACGCGGUAAACAUUUUGCCCACCAUGGCAUUCACAAGGCAAUUUCUUUUUCAAAGGUUGUAAGGGCCAAAGGUAUUCCAUGUUUCAUGUUUCUGUGUGGCCUUUGUCAAAACCCUCAAUCAGGCCCAUAUGCAUGUAUUUCAUAAAAUUGAAGCCCUUGCUGCUAGGUAGUGCUGCUUUUAUCAAUUGGCCCUGACUGCCUGUGAGUAGGGCACAGGCUGUCAUGAUUAUAGGACAAGAUGUGCCUCAGGACCACUGUCUGGAGUGGCCCUGGAGAAGAUAGAGGUUCACCAUCCAUGCUUUGGAAGAUGAGAUAAGUAUGGAAAAUAGCAUCAAACUGAAGUACUGUUAGGCAGUAAGCAAUAAAAAAGAAUGUCAACAAGUGUUACACACACAAGAUUGUUCACAUGACCACAACUUACCAGGGCUUGGGGGAAGAUAGGAGCCAUCCUGCCUCCCCAACCCCAUGUUGUAAGGCACUCAUGGGCUUAGCAGCACCGUGCGCCCACAUGACCAGCACAUGGUGGCUCCAAGAGCACUGAGAGGAAAGCAGGCUGCAGCCUUCUGCAGCAUUCCUCAAUGCACCACGUGAGGAUUUCCCAAGAAGCCGGACACUCUAGGAAAAUUUAAAAGUAGUAGAGGUUAACCAUAAGAUGGACAUGAGUCAACACUAUGGCACAAAUGGCCUGUGUUAUUUUAAGGUGCCCACUAUCCUGCAUGGAAGUUUGUGAUGGAAACCAUACUGUGGCGGGGAAGUGUGUGAUGUGCUGAUGUUGCAACACAGGGUAAUUCUAUGGGGAAGAAUUUGACAUCAGAUCAGAAUGCCUUUUGCAGCCAGUGUCAUGUCCCACAUAAUAUGUAGUUUUUCUCUUAACAAAAGGCAUGUGAAGUAGUUUAUGUGGCACUGGAAAGACCAUUGGCAGAAUGCUGUUUUUGCUUUUGCUUUCUGAAGAUUCUUUCUUUCUUUCUUUCUUUCUUUCUUUCUUGACUUCCUGAAGACAAAAACAAAGAGGGUGCUGACAAACAAGAAAGUAGAGUUACAAGGAUAAUCAUCAGUUUAAACGACAAAUUCUUCAAAGAAAGGCCGAAGGAACUGGGUAUGUUUAAUAAAAGGAAAAGAAGACCAAGGUUGCAAUCCAGUGCACAGUUACUUGGGGCAAAGUCCCAUUAUACUGUGUGAUUUAUUUCCAAUUAAACACGCAAUGGACUGCAUGAGGACUAUAUGGAUAACUUUUAGAACUAUUUAAAAGAUGUCCAAAAACUGUGUGAAAACAAAUUGGCCACUACAGACAGCAAGCCAAAGCUUUCUCCCCCAUAUCUUCAGCUCAAGUGCCUGGGAAAUCCUUUUCUCAUUAAUUCACAGCUCCAUGUGUUGGCUGAAGCUGGAGCUGGGCUUUCACUGUGUUAUACAAACCAUGACUGGGAACUAAGAUGUUACUCUGGUUCUGUUUUGUAAGCUACAGCAAAGGCACUUUCCCCAGGCUCAGGCAUCUGAAGCUGCCAUUCCCCAAACCAGGAUGUUUACAUUGCAGCUUUCUACCAGAACCAGGGAGGGGAGGAAGGAGCAUGCAGGUUCAGUAGGCAAUGAGGCUGUUCACAUGGGCAGCCCAGCCUGGGCUUAGCUGCCCUUGUGCACUGCCAGGAUCGAACACAAUUCUGGCACUGUCUCAGCCCCAAGCCUGGGAAUUUACCCCAGGCUUUUACCUGGGUUUAAGGGCACAAGUGUGCCCUUAACCCCAGGUUUGGGGGGGGGGGGCUGCACACACACACACCCAGGUGGCUAGAGUGCCCAGCUGAGGGAGGAUCCCUCAGUAACUACAACUCAAUAAACCAUGGUUUGUUGGAUUGUCCCAAUGUGUCAAGGCUAUAAAAAGAUGGACUCCAGUUAAAUAUCUGGAGAAGUGAUAAAAGCAGCUCAGCAACAGAGCAAGCUGCCUGGAGAAUUUGUGUGUGUCUUCCUUGGAGAGUGUCAAGGAAAGCUGAACAGGAGGUACCUAUGGGAAUUGUUUUAGGAGUGGCUGAUUAUCUUAGGGCAGGAGGUUGUCCUUGAUGAACUACAGUGGUCCUUUCUAACAGCAUGAUUCUAUGUUACUUUGAAUAAAGAGAAAACAGAAAGUACUUUGAUUAAAGCACCCUCAGUCCAUUGUUGAGUAGAUUCUGCAUAUAGUUGGGAGAGUUUGAUGUAUUUUAACUUUUGAACUUUAGUAAAAAUAAUAAUAAUAAUAAUAGAAAGCCAUGUUCAUUGUGGGAGUGGGGAUUUAGUAAAGACUUGAAUGACUGUGAGAGAUUUCUAGUGUGUCCUACAGGCCAAAAUACUAUACCAUAGUGUUGCCUGCUGUACAUAAAGGACAAUCUCUGGGCUCUUGACAUGUGCAUGUUAUCAUACAAUGUCGCAUGUGCAUGUUUUAUGUUAUAACCACUGGAUUAUAUUUAUUCUGGAUGUGUUCACUACUGGCCUUGGUAUUGGGACCACUUUGCAAUUGAAAGACAUGUGAUGUCUUUCAGUUACUGGGUCAUUUUUAGAUGGGAGGGGAACUUACUAGAUUUUAGUGAUAUUUACCCCCUCUGGCUGCCUUCAAGCAAAGAUGAGUGGCUAACAAAAUAUAUUUAUAAUGUUUUUCUGGUUUUCUUACCUAACAGUGUGUCUUCAUUCGAAUAAUCACCUGUGACAAAACUGAAAGAUAUAAAUUGUGAAAACUUGUAUAUUACCUACCUUUCUAGAUUUAUACUAUGUUCAUGAAUCAUUUUUCACAGAAUGAAUGAUAUAUUAUUUAGCAGAA